Messenger RNA from Cynara cardunculus var. scolymus (artichoke), 4072 nucleotides. Its product is annotated as serine/threonine-protein phosphatase BSL3. Gene Ontology annotation, biological process: brassinosteroid mediated signaling pathway. The coding region runs from base 523 to 3528 and encodes 1001 amino acids. NCBI's taxonomy places the organism in Eukaryota, Viridiplantae, Streptophyta, Magnoliopsida, Asterales, Asteraceae. Gene Ontology annotation, molecular function: protein binding; phosphoprotein phosphatase activity. The record is from RefSeq and is a predicted model, not a curated record. The transcript is spliced from 21 exons.
UCAGCGGAACUCAGAGAAUCCGAAGCCGGCGAUCGUUAAACCCUCGUUCCGCCGCUCACCGCCGUCCUCCGUCGUCUCACGCUCCGUACCGGUGGUGACACGAAAAUGGAAGACGCUAAAUUAUAGUUCGUUUUACAUAUGUAAGUUUCUGGAGGGUGAGAAAACCUACAUCAAAGUUCUUAGAAAGAGAGAGAUAAGGAUUUAUCGGGGUUAUAAACGGAAGAAAAAUCUUUGAUAGAUUUUCAUAUAGAAGAGGAGUAGAAGAGAUUCUCCUUUGUCCCAAAGGUAGAGAAAGAGAGGGAGAAAAAAACAAUAACCUAAAGAGCAUUUAGUUUCCUCUCUUUCUCGGAUUUUUGUUGGGAUAAUCGAAUUGAAUAUUUGAGGAUCUAAGUUAGGGGUUUCAUAAUUGAAGUAAAUCGGAGCGGGUGCUGUGGGAAUUAAAGUUAUGGUGUUAAUCAGGAACGCGGAUCAGUGAGAAUUCAAGUUCCGAUCUAGUGAAUAACCGAUUCGAAUUGGUAAGAGAUGGAUGUGGAUUCCUCAAUGGCGUCAUCGUUGGAGGCUGAUGACGGUAGCAGCAACAACCUUGAUACUAAUGGGCCUGCAUCGGAGGAGCAGAAAGAGGAGUCUCCAGCAGCGGUCGAGGAGUCUCCUGCUUCUUCGUCUCAGCCCCUGCAAUCUCAAGUUCAGCAGACAAGUGGUAAUCCGGUGGGUGGGCCCAGGCAUGCGCCUAAUUAUACCGUGGUGAAUGCUAUAUUAGAGAAGAAGGAAGAUGGCCCUGGUCCGAGGUGUGGACACACCUUGACGGCUGUUGCUGCAGUUGGGGAGGAAGGAACACCGAAUUAUAUGGGACCGAGGCUUAUUCUCUUUGGUGGUGCAACAGCUCUGGAGGGCAACUCCGCGAACGCUGGGACUCCUACCUCGGCAGGAGGUGCCGGAAUCCGUUUAUCAGGUGCGACUGCUGAUGUGCACUGUUAUGAUGUAUUGACAAAUAAAUGGUCUAGAAUAACUCCCUUUGGAGAACCACCUACACCAAGGGCAGCUCAUGUGGCAACUGCAGUGGGUACAAUGGUGGUUAUUCAGGGUGGAAUUGGUCCAGCUGGUUUGUCUGCUGAGGAUCUGCAUGUUCUUGACCUWACACAACAACGGCCCCGAUGGCACAGAGUGGUCGUUCAAGGCCCUGGUCCUGGCCCACGAUAUGGGCAUGUCAUGGCUCUGGUGGGGCAAAGAUAUCUUAUGGCAAUUGGUGGAAAUGAUGGAAAGCGGCCUCUUGCUGAUGUAUGGGCCUUGGAUACAGCUGCAAAACCAUAUGAAUGGCGGAAAUUAGAACCAGAGGGAGAGGGUCCACCACCAUGCAUGUAUGCUACUGCUAGCGCACGCUCUGAUGGUCUUCUUUUGCUUUGUGGUGGGCGGGAUGCUAAUAGUGUGCCUCUGGCAAGUGCAUAUGGGCUUGCAAAACACAGAGAUGGUCGCUGGGAAUGGGCAAUUGCUCCUGGGGUUUCACCAUCUUCUCGUUAUCAACAUGCAGCGGUUUUUGUUAAUGCUAGGCUCCAUGUAUCUGGUGGGGCACUUGGAGGUGGACGSAUGGUGGAGGACUCAUCAAGUGUGGCAGUUCUUGAUACUGCAGCAGGUGUCUGGUGCGAUACAAAAUCUGUUGUGACCUCUCCAAGGACAGGUAGAUACAGUGCUGAUGCAGCUGGUGGCGAUGCUGCGGUUGAAUUGACAAGGCGCUGUAGGCAUGCUGCUGCAGCCGUAGGUGAUUUAAUAUUCAUCUACGGUGGUCUACGUGGAGGGGUAUUGUUAGAUGAUCUUUUAGUUGCUGAAGACCUGGCUGCUGCUGAAAUGACAUCUGCAGCAUCACAUGCAGCUGCUGCAGCUGCAUCCUCCAAUGCACAGGUAGGGAGGUUACCGGGAAGGUAUGGAUUUGUUGAGGACAGAACGAGGCAGCCAUCUGAAGCCGAUCCUGAUGGGGCAGUUGUACUGGGGAAUCCUGUUGCUCCACCGGUAAAUGGUGACAUGUAUACAGAUAUCAGCACUGAGAAUGCGAUGCUCCCAGGCUCAAGGAGGCUAAGCAAAGGAGUUGAAUACUUGGUUGAGGCAUCAGCAGCAGAAGCUGAGGCCAUUGYUAAAACCCUUGCUGCUGCAAAAGCACGUCAGUCAAAUGGAGAAGUUGAACUGCCAGAUAGGGAUCGUGGAGCGGAGGCUACUCCUAGUGGGAAACAAAUAUCCUCCCUGAUAAAGCCAGAAUCUGAUGUUGUGAUCAAUUCUGCUCCAGCUGGAAUACGAUUACAUCACCGUGCUGUGGUAGUAGCAGCAGAGACUGGUGGAGCAUUAGGUGGAAUGGUCAGACAGCUUUCAAUAGAUCAGUUUGAAAAUGAAGGCAGGAGGGUUAGCUAUGGGACCCCAGAGAAUGCAACUGCAGCAAGGAAACUUUUAGAUCGCCAAAUGUCGAUUAACAGUGUGCCCAAAAAGGUGAUAGCUCACCUAUUAAAGCCUCGUGGCUGGAAGCCUCCUGUUCGUCGACAAUUUUUUCUAGAUUGCAAUGAGAUAGCUGAUCUAUGUGAUAGUUCUGAAAGAAUAUUUUCAAGCGAACCUAGUGUUCUGCAACUAAGGGCUCCUAUUAAGAUAUUUGGUGAUUUGCAUGGGCAAUUUGGCGACCUCAUGCGACUUUUUGAUGAGUAUGGAUCUCCAUCGACUGCUGGAGACAUCGCAUAUAUCGAUUAUCUCUUCUUGGGAGAUUAUGUUGAUCGAGGUCAACACAGCUUGGAAACCAUUAGUCUCCUUUUAGCAUUAAAGGUUGAGUAUCCACAAAAUGUUCAUUUAAUUCGUGGGAAUCAUGAAGCUGCUGAUAUAAAUGCACUUUUUGGCUUUCGAAUCGAGUGCAUAGAGCGGAUGGGUGAGAGAGAUGGAAUCUGGGUAUGGCAUCGGAUAAACAGAUUAUUCAACUGGUUGCCACUGGCAGCUUUAAUUGAGAAAAAGAUCAUUUGCAUGCAUGGUGGUAUUGGGAGGUCAAUCAACCAUAUUGAGCAGAUCGAAAGCCUUCAACGGCCAAUUACGAUGGAGGCUGGUUCAAUUGUACUUAUGGAUUUGUUGUGGUCUGACCCGACAGAAAAUGACAGUGUGGAGGGACUGCGACCAAACGCCAGAGGUCCUGGGUUAGUUACUUUUGGGCCUGAUCGCGUGAUGGAGUUCUGCAACAACAAUGAUCUCCAAUUGAUUGUACGUGCACAUGAAUGUGUAAUGGACGGAUUUGAGCGUUUUGCCCAAGGACAUCUGAUUACCCUUUUUUCAGCCACUAAUUAUUGUGGGACUGCAAAUAAUGCUGGUGCAAUAUUAGUCUUGGGUAGAGAUCUUGUGGUGGUUCCGAAACUCAUUCAUCCACUGCCACCUGCACUUUCAUCUCCUGAAACUUCCCCUGAACGUCAUAUAGAAGAUACAUGGAUGCAGGAACUUAAUGCAAACAGACCACCAACACCAACUAGGGGCCGUCCACAAGUUGUGAAUGAUCGUGGCUCUCUCGCAUGGAUUUAGUUGAAGAAGCCCAUGUCAUAUCACAUCCCAAACACUUAUUCUUGGCUCAUGCUACCAAUCAGAAUGUGUGUUAUGGUUGAUGCUCUCAAGGGUUUGCUCAACUUAUUCUGGGCCAUGCUACCUCCGAUCACAGCCCAUGUAGUUAGUGAAACAUUCUGAAAAUCAAGAUUUGAGAUCUGAAAACACACCGAAGCAACCCCUUGGUACAUUGACAAACGGGUAGGUUUCAGCUAUUGGUCGUCUUGCUUCUCUUCUUCAAUUGAUGGUGAUUUUGGUUCCUAGUUUUGAAUGAUUUUUGUUCCUUGGUUAGGGAGGGUUGUAUCAUUGUUUUUUUGUUUUGGGAUUUUGUUGAAGAUAGAAUAUGAGGCAGGUUAUAUAUAUAUAUAUAUACAUACAUAUAUAUAUAUAUAUGCGUGUGUGUGUGUGUGUGCACGUGUGUAUAUAUGUUUGGAAUGAAAGCGAUGUUUUGUAUCAUAGAGAAGAUGGUGUUGUGUUUUAUGUACAAUGUAACAUUUGUGUGAAGAUGAGAAUCUUUGUUUCGUUA